Rotaria sp. Silwood1 is the source of this 1173-nucleotide messenger RNA. Lineage: Eukaryota; Metazoa; Rotifera; Eurotatoria; Philodinida; Philodinidae. The record is from the annotation of a GenBank genome assembly.
AUGACAACAUUUGAAGUAUAUUCAGAUGAAAAUACAACUAUGAACUAUUCAUUAUUAAGACAAAAUUCGACAGAGGUAAAUCAAACAGAUGAUCAUAUUUCAAUGUCAAUUAUUGAAAAUGUCCUACAAGAUAAUAAAACAGAUACUAAUGAUACAAUUUUUUCACCAAAAAUGUUCAAUGAACUUAUUUACAUUGAUUCAAUAGAUUCAAAAACAUUUAUAACAAAUAUUACUGAUAUUUAUCAAAUAAUUACUAAUGAUAAAAACGAAUCCAUAACUGAUGAAAUCAAUAAUUUACCUAAUGAAUUUCAAUCGACAUCACUUUCAAUUAUUUUCAAUCAAACCAUCGAUGAAGUUGAAUCAACUACUGCUAGUAUUCAUUUAGAUUACACUACAAUAUCUUAUACUACAACCGAUAAUAAUCAAACAUACGAAUGGGGUUUAUUAUUUAAUGAUAAAACCGAAACCAUUCCGUCUAAUGAUUCUUCUACAAUCGCAACAAAUAAUGAAUUUACAAUCAACUCAAAUAUAAUUGAUCAAGAUAUGAAUAUAAAUAAUACAAAUAUAAUUAUUGAUGAUAUUAAUCAAAAUUUUAAUGCAACUUCUUUUUUAUCAUUAAAAUCAAUAAACAUGUCCAUAUGUGAUCGUUCAUGUCAAUGUAUAAAACAAUGUCCAUAUGGUUUUGAAAUUCUUAAUGAUACAUGUCGAUGUAAUCCACCAUGUAAAAAUUAUCAAUGUUUCGGUAAUGAUACAUGUAUUAUAACAGAUAAAGGACAACCUUUGUGUCAAUCAGAAAAUGGCAUCGAACAUGAUCGUCCAACUCGUUGUUAUCAACCACGAGAUGCUGGAUAUCAUGAUAUUAAUAUUCAAUAUCAUAAUCGUUGGUAUUAUAAUCCUGAUCAAGAUACUUGUCAUUUAUUUAUUUAUCGUGGUUUGGGUGGAAAUGAAAAUAAUUUUCAAACAUUACAUGAAUGUCAUUUAGAAUGUAUAAUAUGUGCUCCAUUACCGAAUCCAGGUGAAUGUUUAGGUCAUGUUGAUAUGUGGUAUUAUGAUAAUAAAAAAAAUGAAUGUAAUCAAUUUGAAUAUUCAGGUUGUAGAGGUAAUCAAAAUCAAUUUUUAAAAAAAGAAAAUUGUAUUGAUACAUGUAUUAAUCGUAUACGUAUGCUAAAAUAA